AUGGAAGUCGUUUUCGAUUCUGAUGGCACUAUUACCAGUGAAGAUGAAUCAGAUAUUGAAACACAACAAGAAGGUGAAGAAUUGGUUGAUUUCGAACGUAUUCAAAAGCAAAAAGAGGACAAUGGUGAUAUAAUGACUAAAUAUGAACAAAAACAAUUACCAGUUGCAUCUAAAUUAAUCCUUGAAACAGAUCCACAUACCAAUAAUAUUAUUAUUGAAGUUGAUUUAAGGCUUGUUCAAUAUAUGAAACAACAUCAAAUCGAGGGUAUUCAAUUUCUUUGGAAUCAAGUAUUUAAAUCAACUAGUCAAAUUGCAGCUAGUAUUAAUCAAGAAACGAAUGAAGAUCGAGGAGGUUCAGGUGCUAUUUUAGCUCAUUGUAUGGGUUUAGGUAAAACAUUUACAACAAUAACACUAAUUCAUACAUUAUUUUGUUAUACGAAAUUAACUUAUAUUCAUCGAGCAUUAAUUCUUUGUCCAUUAAAUACAGCUAAUAAUUGGAAAAAUGAGUUUCAACAAUGGAUAGGUAAACUUGAACCACAUAUCAAUGUUUAUUUAUUUACUGCUGAUGAUAUAGCAAAAAAAGAUCGCCUUCAAUUUCUUUGUCAUUGGCAUGAAAAUGGUGGUAUUAUGAUAAUGGGUUAUGAAAUGUAUCGUUUAUUAACUAAUAAUGCAUCUGAUGCAAAAGUUAAAACUUCACGAAAAAAACAAAAAUUAACUAAAUACAGUGAUAGAAAAUGGAAAAAGAAGGCAAUGAAAACUAAAGUUGAACUAGCUGAUAUUAAAAGAUAUCAAAAAUAUCUCUGUUCACCCGGCCCAGAUUUAAUUGUUUGUGACGAAGGUCAUGUGCUUAAAAAUUCCAAGACCGCUAUUACUCGUAUGGUAAAUCAAGUACGAACAUUACGUCGAAUUGUAUUGACUGGUACACCAGUACAAAAUAAUUUAAAAGAAUAUUAUGCUAUGGUCAAUUUUUGUAAACCAAAUUAUCUUGGUAGUAAAGAUGACUUUGAUAAAAAUUUUCGAGAACCAAUCGAAGCUGGCCAACAUAAAGAUAGUUCACCAGAUAGCGUUGCAUAUAUGCGACGCCAAGCAUAUAUACUUAAUCAACGUUUAAAAACUAUUAUUCAUCGACGUGAUUUUGAUGUACUUCGUUCAUUUUUACCACCAAAAUUUGAAUAUGCUGUCAAAAUUAAAUGUAUGCCAUUACAAGAAGAACUCUAUCGAACAUAUUUAUCAAUUCAAAAUAUUAAUCCAACAUGUCGACUAAAUGUGGCUAAAUUGUUCAGUGACUAUCAAUAUUUGAUGAAAAUCUGGACACAUCCAUGGCUUCUCAAGCCACAUUUUAUUGAUGGUUAUUAUAAAAAGCGUAAAGAUCAAGAUCAAGUUGAAACUGAUCAAUUUUUCCAAGAUGAUUCAGAUGAUAUUGAAGAUGAUGAAGAAGGAUCACGAACUCAAAAACAUGCUAAACAAAGAUCAAAAAACAAGUUUACGCAAUCAAUUACCAGUUCUACUUCUCAAUCGACAAUUAGUGAAUAUUUCUUAACUAGUGAUGAUGAUGAUGAUUCAAUAGUUACUGAUCGAAUGGACGAAGUAAUGAAAGCAAUGAAAAAUGAAUGGUGGUAUGAUAUGUUCAAUGUAGAUCGAUCACAAUUUGAUAUUGAAAUUUCAGGUAAAUUUGAAUUAUUUCGAGUGAUUUUAAAUGAAUGUGAAUCAAUUGGUGAUAAAUUAUUGGUAUUUACUCGAAGUCUUCUUACACUUGAUUAUAUUGAACAAUGGCUUGAGCAUUGGAGUUCAAGAGCAUCAUCACCAAAAUGGAUUAAGGGCAUUGAUUAUUUUCGUGUGGAUGGAAAUGUUUCAAUAAAACAAAGAUCAACUUAUAUAAAAGCUUUUAAUGAACCUGAAAAUACUCAAGGUCGAUUAUUUCUUAUAUCUACAAUGGCUGGUGGAGUUGGUAUAAAUCUUUAUUCAGCUAAUCGUGUGAUUAUUUUUGAUGUUAGUUGGAAUCCAGCACAUGAUCUUCAGGCUAUGUUUCGUUCAUAUCGAUUGGGACAAAAGAAACCUGUCUAUGUAUAUCGUAUUAUUGGUAAGGGUACAAUGGAAGAAAAAAUUUAUAAACGUCAAAUUACUAAGCAAGCUAUGUCACAACGUGUAGUUGAUGCUAAACAACUUGAUCGACAUUUCACGUAUGAUGAACUUGCUCAACUUUAUCAAUUUGAACCAGAUAUUGGUAAUGAUCCAUUGGAUAAAUAUGAUGCUGAUAGAAUUAAAGAUAAAGUUUUAAGAAAAUUAAUGGAUGAAUGUAAGGAUUUAAUUGUAUCAUAUCGUGAACAUGAUUCACUUUUGAUUCAUCAUGAUGAAGAAAAUUUAACAGAGGAAGAACAAAAACAACUACAAAAUGAAGAUAAACGUUCCAAAUCACGAUUACAUGAUCGUAAUAGAGCACAAUCAUCAACCCCUUCAACUGAUGAUUCAGCCAUUCGAAACAUACCAAUACCCAGUCAAACACAAAAGUCUAAAACACGCUUGUAUCCAUGGGAAAUUUCUAAAAACUUACGUUUACCUGCAACAUAUGAUUCAAGUUAUCAUAUUCCAUCAAGAAACAUCUCAUUAGAAUCAUCAAAGAAUCCACAAUCUUCUACCAUCAGUAGUUUAACAACAGGAUCUAAAAUACAAUCAACAAUUACACCUUCGCUUUAUAUUAAUCCAAUAACACAUAUUCGUACCGGUUUACAUAACUAUAAACCAAAUGAAAUAAAAAGUAAAUUAACAUCAACGAAAUUCAAUCAUUUAUCUGGAAUUAAUAAUCGACCUUCAUUAAUGUCUACAGAAUGGUGUACUACGACCGAUAGAAAUAAUCAGCGACAUAAUAAUAAUGAUAAAUUUAAUACGGUGAAUACAUCAAGAAUGAAUUUACAAAGUACAGAUUCAUUUGUACAAAAAAGAAUUGCCACUCUUGCUAGUAAUAGCAGUAGUUCAUUUUCAUCGACAACAAAUACAUCAAAAUCAACGUUAACAAAACCCAAUGCAUCAUCAAAACUAACUGGAAAUGUACUCAAUAAUAAAGAAAAAUCAAUGUUAGUUAUAUCAGUUUUUAAUAAAGGUUUAGGCCAGUCAAUAACUGAUACUCGUCAAGUUAAAGCCUCACCAACAACUAAAGCAAUGAACUCAACAAAUUCUACAUUUAUCAUUAAAAAGACAUCUUCUCCAAUACAACUUAUUGAUUUAACAAAACCCACUAAUGCAAAUAAUGAUGCUAAAGAACGUGCAAUUAAUAUACUUAAACAACGUCUUGCUGAAAAACAUAUUACACCAAUUAAAGGUCAAUCAUUAGUAUCUAUGGAUACAACAUCUUCUCGUAAACGACUAUAUACUGAUUCAGAUUCAAAUCUCGUAUCAAAACGUCUCAAAAUAUCAAAUAAUAAUAAUAAUGAUUCAGUUGAUAAAAAACGUUUUACUGAUAUAAUGAAUAAGAAAUCAUCUUAUGAUGAUUUAUAUAGCCCAAUGACAUUGGAUGAAAUCUUUGAAUGUCAUAAGAAAAAAGAAAAUAUCGAAGAGAAACUUCUUCACAUCAUGGAACGCGAUAUAAAAGUGGUUAUUUGUCAAUUAUGUCAUUAUACAGCGUAUAAACAAUCAAUAUUAUGUAAACAGAGGCAACAUUCCGCGAAAGUGUAUGAACUAAAGCAAAAUUUUUUUGAAUGUAUUGAAUGCCAUAAACGCGUGUUUACUUCGUCACAAUAUCCAGUUGCAAAGUGUAGAAAUUGUCAUAGUUCUAAAGGUUUUCGUCGUACAGCACUAAUUCGUAAACGUCAUGGAGUAAAAUUUGAAGAUGAAAUUUUAUUAUUACGUAGUGAAGAAGAAAAUUUUCUUAAUUCAUUUAUGAGUUAUGAAAAACUAUCCAGUGUUAUCAAUUAA
Molecule: messenger RNA, 3909 nt
Organism: Adineta steineri
Lineage: Eukaryota; Metazoa; Rotifera; Eurotatoria; Adinetida; Adinetidae
Source: the annotation of a GenBank genome assembly